Molecule: messenger RNA, 633 nt
Organism: Symbiodinium sp. CCMP2592
Lineage: Eukaryota; Dinophyceae; Suessiales; Symbiodiniaceae
Source: the annotation of a GenBank genome assembly
AUGUUUGCUGAGGACUUGAGGACUCUCGUGGUGGUUGAAGCUUCCGAGGCCUACGAAGCCGGUGAAGAAGUCCGGAAGCUGCCCUGCGCCCACGUCUUUCACAGGUUGUGGGCUCUCCGGCCGCUGUUUGAAUCGCCAUGGACUGAGAAGAAGAGGAUCUAUGUCUUCACCCAUUUGGAUGUGCAUGAUCCUGCCAUGGUGACUUCGCUUCGCCUCAGUUCGGCGAAGAAGUCUGGGGUAGCCUUCAAGAUGCCGGCCGACAUUGAUGAAUGGACCGUGAACAACAUCAAGUACUGGAUCACUCUCGUCAAUUGGAAAGACGAGCGCACCAACGUGAAUAAGGAGCACAAGUUCCACUUUAGCCACACUGAGGUUGACAAUGGCUGGCAUCGCGGGUUCUUGAACGCAGAGAACAUGACAGUGGAGCAGGGCUGGCUCAACGAGCAGGGUGAGCUUCGCUUCCGGGCACAGAUCUGUUGUCGAAAAGCUGAAGUGCGAAUCGCACACGACUCGUCCGACGGAUCUUCUCAGCAUCCGCACACUCGAGAUCAGGCAGUGGAGGGAGGAACCGAACGCCUUGAUGGAGAUGUGCUUCUAGCGGAUUCUAGCGCCUUGGCUGUGCUACAGUUGUAA